Nannizzia gypsea CBS 118893 is the source of this 165-nucleotide messenger RNA. RefSeq lists its product as hypothetical. The transcript is spliced from 4 exons. The record is from RefSeq and is a predicted model, not a curated record. NCBI's taxonomy places the organism in Eukaryota, Fungi, Ascomycota, Eurotiomycetes, Onygenales, Arthrodermataceae. The coding region runs from base 1 to 165 and encodes 54 amino acids.
AUGAGCGCAAGCCCUGUGGUUGUGGUGGUUGCGUCCGCAACUAGGAUAGGUAUAAUAAAUGUGACGACGGGACGACCGGAACCCCUUGCUGUGGAUAUGGAAAGUGCAACGGUUUCUGUUGUGCUUGCAAAGGUGGAUGUCGCCACGCUUAGGCCUCGUUCCUGA